AUGAGCACACAGGACGCAUGGCCUCCGGUCUACUACGACUUUCGGCGUUACGGCCUUUCGUUCCAUAAGAUGAAGACGCCGCGCAUAGAGCAUCUGGUGGAGCUGUGUGACCACUACCUGGAAUGUCUUAAGAGGUAUGAGGACACCUUUUCUCCCACCAGAACGCGUGCACAAGUGGCAGUUCGACAGACAAUCAACGUAAUACGUGGCAUAGCGCUGCGGCUGAUCUCUGUGUCUAAGACAGCCUCUCUACAGAACAGUGAGAAGUCCCAGGCCGACUAUGAGCUUGAAGUGCUUCAAGCGGCAGAUUUACCUACGGACCCUGAGCGUACGCCUGAGAGCAUGAAGCAACAACUCCUCGACCUGGAGACGGCAUACGUCCUUCGGCUUGACACUGUGGCCUCACUCAAAAGGCGCAUAGCCAUGCUUGAAGAGUCGCUGGAUCCAGCAAUAAGCAAGCACCUAUUUUAG
Molecule: messenger RNA, 471 nt
Organism: Giardia duodenalis
Lineage: Eukaryota; Fornicata; Diplomonadida; Hexamitidae
Exons: 1
Coding region: 1-471 (156 amino acids)
Source: RefSeq, a predicted model, not a curated record